UUAAGCGAGACGGCAUGGCUUUGGCAAACCCAGAGCGCGGACUAUCCAAUGGCACAGAUUCUGUGUCCCUGUUUUCCGAAAUUAUUGAACUAAAUGUUGGGGGGCAAGUGUAUGUGACAAGACACAAAACUUUAAUCGCCGUCCCGGACUCUCUUCUUUGGAGCAUGUUUAGUAAGAAAACACCAAAAGAGCUGGCACGAGACAGCAAAGGGCGCUUCUUUUUGGAUAGGGAUGGGUUUCUGUUCCGCUAUAUUUUAGAUUACCUUCGGGACCUUAAUCUUGUGUUGCCAGAUUAUUUUCCAGAGAAGAACCGACUGCAGAGGGAGGCUGAGUUUUUUCAGUUGCGAGACCUGUAUAAGCGCUUGAGUCCAAACAUGAGUAAGGAGAACUCCAUCAACGACGAGCUCCUCCACAGUGAUCCGGAGGACGCGCCUCUGCAGGGCGCUACGGGUUUGGACACCUCGCGCGCGCUCUCCGCUUUUGGCACCACACAGUCGCCAUCCGCAGAGAGCAAAAAAUCGGGCUACAUAACAGUUGGAUACAGGGGUUCAUAUACUAUUGGAAGGGAUACUCAAACUGAUGCCAAAUUCAGACGAGUGGCAAGAAUCACUGUGUGCGGGAAAACUUCUCUCGCCAAAGAAGUAUUUGGAGACACUCUGAAUGAGAGCAGAGACCCCGACAGGCCUCCAGAGAGGUAUACGUCCCGCUACUACCUCAAGUACAAUUUUCUCGAGCAGGCGUUUGACAGACUAACGGAGGUUGGCUUUCAUAUGGUUGCCUGUAGCUCAACUGGGACGUGUGCCUAUACCAGCAAUGACCCAAGCGAGGAUAAAAUCUGGACAAGUUACACAGAGUACGUGUUUUGUCGAGAGUGAAAUAUUUGUAUAGGCAGUUAAAUAGGCUACUGUAUGCGUCACCAACAGAAACUCAUUCUCUUUAAAUGUGUUUUGUCUAUAUAAUGUAAGCAUCAUUGUAGUCAUCUUUGCUUAGGUUAAGCAAGUUAACCACGGCACUGGCUCAGGUAAUAACAACAGAAUUACGCUUUGCUAAUAGCAAGUAACAUUCUAUGUACAUACAGACCAGAGCCAUUUUGAUUAAAAUAUUAUUAUUAUGGCAGGAUGACUUGGAAGUUUUCUUUACACAUGUAGUAUCAUUCAUGUACAUUCUUCUAGUAAAAACCCGAAUAAGCCUCUGACUCGGCUGUAUGUGGAAGGGGAAGCAUAUCUCACAAGGGGUGAGGCGGUAGCACUAGACUGGAAAUAGCUACAGAAAAUGAUUUACAGCAUCCCUGAAGUACAUUAAAACCCUUUGAGCUUCAGACCUUUAUCUCAUGUGACUCAGACUUCUAGAUCUGUUAAAGUGCAUGCUUCAUUCCAUCAUGAGUCUUAAAAAGCUGUUGUACUUUUCACCGUGACCUGUUUGAAAAAUACAAAUGCUGCAUUCAUAUAAUUAUAAACUUUCUAUUCAUAAUAAAUUCUGUUUUAUUUACAUGUACAACUAGUACAUGUUACUAAAUGUCUUUUAAUGUCUUUAUGUGCCAUGUGAA
Molecule: messenger RNA, 1546 nt
Organism: Electrophorus electricus (electric eel)
Lineage: Eukaryota; Metazoa; Chordata; Actinopteri; Gymnotiformes; Gymnotidae
Gene: kctd12.1
Product: potassium channel tetramerisation domain containing 12.1
Biological process (GO): protein homooligomerization; regulation of G protein-coupled receptor signaling pathway
Cellular component (GO): presynaptic membrane; signaling receptor complex; postsynaptic membrane
Molecular function (GO): protein binding
Source: RefSeq, a predicted model, not a curated record